Phodopus roborovskii (desert hamster) is the source of this 821-nucleotide messenger RNA. RefSeq lists its product as uncharacterized. Lineage: Eukaryota; Metazoa; Chordata; Mammalia; Rodentia; Cricetidae. The transcript has a single exon. Bases 1 to 756 code for a protein of 251 amino acids. The record is from RefSeq and is a predicted model, not a curated record.
AUGGCUCGCUUAACAAACUCCCUCCUGAAGAGCAUCGUUAUCAGAGCUCAGUUUGACAGCAUCAGGAAGCAGCAGUGCCUGCAGUAUCUGAACACUCUGAGGAUGCUGCAGUACGAUGGGUAUAAGACUGUGUAUUUUGGGGAAACCGAGAUCCCGGAAACUCUGGUCACCGGAGAAGACUUCAGUGACAACUAUCACGUGCACGCCCCCACCUGGUGUAUCCUGCAUGCCGGAGGCAGCCAGGGGUGGGUGCCUUGGAAAUACCGGAUGUUCUUAAAGGACGACCUGUGUAUCAAACAGGAAGACAGCCUCUUCUUUGAGUUCUGUGACGUCGUAAAGAAGGCCUAUGGGAAGUGUGUCAUCGUGGUCAAAGGGCGAAGGCAGCAAGAGGAGAUGAAGCCAAAAGUAGACAAGGACGGAGAGGCCCAGGGCUAUGUCCCGACAAGCAUUAACUUAACAAGCAUCGUGUGUUCCCCGGGAGUGGCCAAGUCCUAUGGCCAUGAACUAAUCUCUCUGCCCUCCCCGUAUAACUACCUGAACCCCUUAGACUCGGCCUGGUCGUCUAUGAAAUGGUUUAUCAUCAACAACAGGAAAGAGUUCUGUCUACAGUCUGUGGACAACGUCUACACUUACCAGUAUAUACUUUUCAGUGACUUAAUCAGCAAAGGGAUUGAAAAGGUCAGCCUGAGCAAGUGGAAGGCCCUAACCAACAAAGUGCGGAGGUGGGAAAACUAUUAUCUUGGGAAAUUUUCUUAGGGGGUGUCCCCUCCACGAAGCAGCGGGCCCUGUGGCCUUCAUGGCUAACUGUGGAGUUGGAUUCU